AAGGGUUGGUGGCUUCCUGUCGGGGGUGGGAACUGGUGAUUUCACUUAGAACAGAGAUGCUUCUUUAGGGACUGGAAAACUGGGUCAUGGGCCCAUCCUUCUGAGUCUUUUGCUCACAAGCAGCUUCCAUGCUGGAGUCACGGCUCAGGAGCCAAUACUUCCUCUGAGGUAAGCUUCUACUCAGAAACUCAGCCUACACCCCCACUUCCCGGAAGACAGGAGGCAGCCCUGCUUCUCUGCAAUUCUGCUGCCGCUACCCACCCCAGGCCUUCUAUGGCACUCCUCAAAGCCUGGUCCAAGUUGUCUUUGAACCUGCUGGUGUUUGCUGUCACAUUCUCAGGGGCUCCAGGGAUCACGUGGAUAGAACCCCCAGACCCAGUGACCACUCUUGGUGGAACACUGGUAGUGAAGUGCAUUACAGACUGUGACCAGCCACUGCUCAUCGGUUUGGAGACCCAACUUGACAAGCUACCAGAAAACAACGGGACGAGAUGGCGAGCAUUCCGACUAAAAAACAUAACCCAGGAUAGCCUGCUUCUCUGCUUUGCCAACUGUAAUGACAAAGGCCAGAUGCUCCACAGUACCAAUGUCACUGUGAUUCAGCCACCAGAACAUGUGAAGCUUGAGCUCCCGCCUCGAUGGAUUCUUGUGGGCCAGAACUUCACCCUUCGAUGCCAAGUCUGGGGUGGGAAACCCAGACAAAACCUGACACUGGCACUGCUUCGGGGAUCUCAAGAGCUGAGCAGGCAGACAGUCUCUGAGCAAGACCCCAGAAAGGUAGCUGAAGUCACAUUCACAGCCACAGCCAGAAUCGAGGACCACGGGGUCAAUUUCUCCUGCAGAGCAGAGCUGGACCUGCAACCACAAAGGCUAGGACUCUACCAGAAAAGUUCAGCCCCCAUGGAGCUCCACACCUUUGGCCUGGGUACUCCUCGCCUCACAAGCCCCAAGCUUCUGGAGGUCGGGAAGGAGGAAAAUGUAAGCUGUGAGAUUGAUGAGCUCUUCCCAGUGAAGAACGCCCAAAUCCAUCUGUCCCUGGGAGGGAGAAGCCUGAGUUCUUCAGUUACCCGGAGUCAGGACAUGCUCAGAGCCACAGCCAUAGCAGCCAUUGAAGAGGGAGACAGAGAGGGCCAGUGGGAGCUGACUUGCAUUGUGACCCUGGGGGAUCAGAACCGGGAAGUCCAGGAAAAUCUGACCAUCUACAGUUUUCCUCUGCCUACAUUGGUGAUCAGUGAGCCCAAUGUAUCUGAGGGGACUCUAGUGAAUGUGACCUGUGAAGCAAGGACGGGUGCCAAGGUGUAUAUCAAUGGGACCCUACAGUCUCCUGGUAAGAUUGCCCAGCUCUCCCUGAAAGCCACUGAGGAAUACGAUGGCUCCUGGAUUACCUGCCAAGCUGUCCUGGAAGUGUUGGGAGAGCAGUUAUGGAGGAACAAGAGCCUGAAGCUUCUAGUCCAGUAUGGCCCGCGCCUGGAAGAGGCCCACUGUCCCGGGAACUGGACCUGGCCGGAGGGGACCCUGCAGACCCUGCGGUGCGAAGCCCGUGGAAACCCCGCGCCCUCGGUGGCCUGCGUCCGGGAGAAGGACCGGAUGAGCCUGCCUCUCGGAGUCCCCUUGAAGGUCUCCAGGGCUCUCGGGGGCCCCUACCGCUGCACCGCCACGAGCCGCAGGGGCCGAGCGGCCAAAUACGUGACCGUGACCGUAGAGACAUCCCCGGGGGACUCGGUGCUCGUCAUCGUGGGGGCGCUGCUGGUCGCGGGCUUCGCGGUCACGGCGGGGACGAUCGCGGCCCUGUGCCUCCGGCAGAGUACUCGAAGAGACAGUUACGAGGUGCAGAUGCUGCCCCUGAGAGGUCGGCAAGCCGACUGAGCGGCCGCCGCCGACGGGUCUUAGCGGUCCAAACCCGGAAGCCCCCGCCUACAUCAAUAAACUCUACCAACAGA
This is a messenger RNA of Sarcophilus harrisii (Tasmanian devil), 1940 nucleotides long. It is a transcript of the gene ICAM3, whose product is annotated as intercellular adhesion molecule 3. Gene Ontology annotation, molecular function: integrin binding. The record is from RefSeq and is a predicted model, not a curated record. Gene Ontology annotation, cellular component: membrane. The transcript is spliced from 7 exons. Lineage: Eukaryota; Metazoa; Chordata; Mammalia; Dasyuromorphia; Dasyuridae. The coding region runs from base 274 to 1866 and encodes 530 amino acids. Gene Ontology annotation, biological process: cell-cell adhesion.